Molecule: messenger RNA, 1720 nt
Organism: Hyaloscypha bicolor E
Lineage: Eukaryota; Fungi; Ascomycota; Leotiomycetes; Helotiales; Hyaloscyphaceae
Exons: 1
Coding region: 5-1651 (548 amino acids)
Source: RefSeq, a predicted model, not a curated record
AAUGAUGUAUAAUUCAGAGCCAGACCUCGGUUACACCCGCCUACACAUCACACCUUUUAGCCCCUCUCUCCUUACGACAAUCCUCCCCGCCUCCAUCCUCUCCAGUGCCCGCAACAUUAGCUACCACAGCCUGCAAACCUUCCCCGAGAAAUCCUACGGCUACAUCGACCUUCCAAUGGCAGACGCAGAGAAGAUAAAGAAAAAGCUUCACGGCGCGAUAUUGAAAGGCACAAAAGUGCGGAUUGAGAAGGCGCGCCCGGAGAAGGAGGACGUGGUUGAGGAGGAUGGGCCAGAGCGGGUGAAGAAGGAGGGGAAGAAGCGGAAGAGAGAUCAGUUGGAAGUGCCGGGGAUUGAUAUUGGGGAAAGACAUGUGAAGAGGGGGUGGACAACACCGAGCACGGAGAUAAAGGGGAAUGGAAAGGGGAAUGGAAAGGGGAAGGAGAAGGAGAAGGGGAAGGUGGCGAAGAGCAAGUUUACGACGGGCCCGGAGUGCUUGUUUAAGACUGUGCUGCCGCCGAAUAAAGUGGAGAAUGCGAAGGGGAAACUGAAGAAGAGUAAGGACAAGAAGAAAGGGAAGGAGACGCUGGUGCAUGAGUUUGAGCGGACAGUCAAGUACGCGACGUUUUUGAGGGCGCCGGGUGGGAAGAAGUCGAAGGGUGUGGUGGAGUUUGUGGAAGGGAAAGGGUGGGUUGAUGAGGAUGGGAAUGUGGUUGAGGUUGUGAAGAUGCGGAAGGGGCCUGCGGAGGUCGAAUUAAAGCCUGCGGCGAAGGAGGAAUUGGAGGUAGAGAGUUCGGAGGAGAGCUCAGACGAAGAAGCUGAUGAGAAGGAGGCUGAAUUGAAGAUACCCAACGAAGUCGGGCAUGAGAGCGAGGAUAACACAAGUGACGACAGUUUGUUUGAGGAGGAGUUAGAUUCUAAGGCCGUGGAAUCGAGCAUGUCAAGCACCAAAGUCGACGAAGAAAGCAGCGAGGAAAGUUCAAGUGAGGAAAGUUCAUCAGAGGAGCAAUGCGAUCACGUCAAGGUAACAGCAACUUCGCAAGCUACCAAAGCAGCUUCCACAUCGUCCGAGUCAUCAGAAGAAGAAUCAGUGGACGAGCCCGAAGAACUACAAUCCGCAAUUACAUCCCGCCCACAGUCAUCAUCCGGCGCAGGCUUGAGCAUCAAAAUCCCAGAAUCAAUGACCUCCACCCCAAUCGCAUCCUCCGUCCACCCUCUGGAAGCUCUCUACAAACAAAACCCCGAGGAACAACCCAAAGCCGGCCCCUCAUUCAGUUUCUUCGGAGACAACGACGAAGAAGACAUUGCGGGAGAAACUCAUCUUCAAGUCCCACUCACCCCUUUUACACAAAAAGAUUUCGAGUACCGUGGUAUCCGCAGCGCAGCCCCAACUCCAGACACCGCCCAUCCAAACAAGAGAUUUGUGUGGCCCACGGAUAAUGAUGACGAGGACGACGACGAAGAAGCAAGAUCACCAAUCCGCGAACCGAAAGGGAAACAAAAGGACACGGAGGCUGAGCCAGAGAGUGAUUUCCAGAAAUGGUUUUGGGAGAACAGAGGCGAUGUCAAUCGAGCAUGGAAGAAACGAAGGAAGGUUGUUGCAAAGGAGAAGAGGCAGAGGGAGAACAGGAAAGGACAGGACCGUGCAAUCUGAUGCAUCGUGAGGUCCUGCUAGCAUCGCAUAUUGUCAGAUUGAGGCGGAAACAAUGUACGUAAGCAAGUU